Molecule: messenger RNA, 609 nt
Organism: Verticillium alfalfae VaMs.102
Lineage: Eukaryota; Fungi; Ascomycota; Sordariomycetes; Glomerellales; Plectosphaerellaceae
Exons: 1
Coding region: 1-609 (202 amino acids)
Cellular component (GO): mitochondrial large ribosomal subunit
Molecular function (GO): structural constituent of ribosome
Source: RefSeq, a predicted model, not a curated record
AUGGAGGCACGCACCCUCGCCAGGCCAGCAGCGAGCCUGCUCACGACGACGCUCUCCCCUGCCGGCGCCGUCGCCCGCCGCUCGCACCAGACCUGGUCGCGCACGAAACGCGCCCUCAACAUCGCACCCCACCCGUCCUUUGCUCCCGCCGAGGGCGGCGACACCAUCAUCUUCAACCCGCCCGCCGCGGAGCCAUCCAUCUACCACACCCCCUACAAGUUCCUCCCCAAGUCCGACCCGCGCCGCAAGCACGCCGACCUCUCCUCCCUUUUCGCCGCCCCCUCCUCCCGCGCCGCCGCCGCCGCCAAGCUGCCGCCCGCGCUCAACGUCCCCUCCCGCAACCCCCGGUACCACCUCAACAAGGACGACGUCGCCGAGAUCCGUCGCCUGCGCGCCGAGGACCCCGUCCAGUGGAGCGUCAACCGCCUGGCGCAAAAGUUUGACUGCUCCGAAGUCUUCAUCACCAUCUGCACCCCCGCCCCGCGGGAGCACACCGAGAGGCUCGAGAGGAAGCUCGAUGCCGUGAAGAACCGGUGGGGUGCCAUCCGGACCAAGGCGAGGACCGAGAGGACGAAGCGGAAGGACAUGCUGUUCCGCGGCGAGCUAUAA